CACUUGGCUAGCACCCAUGUGUGUGCUUCCUUAAGCUGGCUAUAAAUCAUCAUCCCACAACACCAAGCCAUGCAACUCAUCACAUUCACUGAAUCACUGUUCUCUCUCUAGUUAAUUAAAAAUGGUCACUUAUGUCGUCACCACCACCUUGUUCCUCUUCCUUGCCAUGGCCAUCACCACCCUUUGCCUCCAAGAAAUUGAGGUGCUCCAAAUGGCCCAAAACCAUGUUUCUCAAGCCAAGAAUUUGAUUGGAAACUCUUUGAGAUUGCAUGGCUUGGGAAGCCUAAGUCUUUCUGAUCAAACAAGUGCUACAAUAGCCCUUAGUGAUUGUGCCAAACUCUAUGAGGAGAGUGAGUCUCGGCUCUCUCACAUGAUGUCUCAAGAGAGUUACUACGCCAAAGAAGAUGCACUCACAUGGAUGAGUGCUGUGAUGACAAAUCAUAGGACUUGUUUGGAUGGAUUGAAAGAAAAAGGGUAUAUUGAAGCUCAGGUUUUGGAUAGGAACUUGACCAUGUUGCUUAAGCAAGCUCUUGUUGUGUAUUCAAAGAAUAAUAAAGGCAAAGGGAAAGGACCACCUGAGGGAACAAUAUCCAAAUCAGAUUAUGCUGGUAUUUUAGAAUCAUGGAGUGAAUCAAGCUAUAAGCCAGAUUUCACAGUGGCACAGGAUGGUUCAGGGACACACGGAACAAUCCAAGCAGCAGUAAAUGCACUUGCUGCAAUGGGGCACAACCGUCCUGCAAGAGCAGUAAUACAUGUAAAAUCAGGGGUCUAUCAUGAGAAGGUGGAAAUUGGACAGAAACUGCAUAAUGUGAUGCUUGUAGGAGAUGGCAUAGACAAAACUAUUGUCACUGGCAACAGAAAUGUUGUUCAAGGUUCUACCACUCUGAACUCAGCCACAUUUGAUGUAUCAGGGGAUGGAUUCUGGGCCAGAGACAUGACAUUUGAGAACAGUGCUGGCCCAGAGAAGCACCAAGCAGUGGCACUCAAGGUAAGUUCAGACUUAUCAGUGUUCUACAGGUGCAGCUUCAGAGCCUACCAAGACACUCUCUACGUGCACUCAAAUCGUCAAUUCUACCGCGACUGCUAUGUAUACGGCACCAUUGAUUUCAUCUUUGGGGAUGCAACAGUGGUGCUGCAGAACUGUGACAUCUUUGUGAGGAAGCCAAUGAGCCACCAAUCCAACUUCAUCACAGCACAAGGAAGAGAUGACCCCAACAAGAACACAGGAAUUUCAAUCCAAAGCUGCAGGGUUAGGCCAGAUUCUGAGUUUCUCACACUCAAGGAAUCUUUCAAGACAUUUCUUGGUAGGCCUUGGAGGAAGUACUCAAGGACUGUGUUUCUGAAAACUGAUUUGGAUGGUUUGGUUCACCCUAGAGGGUGGGGUGAAUGGAGUGGAGAAUUUGCACUCUCAACUUUGUACUAUGGAGAGUACUUGAACACAGGUUAUGGUGCCUCUACACAGAAUAGGGUGAACUGGCCUGGUUUUCAUGUGCUGAGGAGUGCUAGUGAGGCCACACCCUUCACUGUGAACCAGUUUCUGCAAGGGGAAAGGUGGAUUCCUGCUACAGGGGUGCCAUUCUCUUCUGGAAUUUAAUUAAGUAGAUGCAUCAUGUUAAUUAUUAAUGGUUUAAGGUAUAUAAAUGUCAUGUUAUUAGCUUAAUUGACAGUGAUGCUUAGCAAUUAGCAAUGCAUCAUAUGCUAGAUUUUGAAAAUAUGAAGCUCCACGGAUUCUAAUAUA
Molecule: messenger RNA, 1738 nt
Organism: Glycine soja
Lineage: Eukaryota; Viridiplantae; Streptophyta; Magnoliopsida; Fabales; Fabaceae
Product: probable pectinesterase/pectinesterase inhibitor 36
Exons: 3
Coding region: 122-1594 (490 amino acids)
Biological process (GO): cell wall modification
Molecular function (GO): pectinesterase activity; pectinesterase inhibitor activity
Source: RefSeq, a predicted model, not a curated record